Molecule: messenger RNA, 2727 nt
Organism: Glossina fuscipes
Lineage: Eukaryota; Metazoa; Arthropoda; Insecta; Diptera; Glossinidae
Product: structural maintenance of chromosomes protein 2-like
Exons: 3
Coding region: 1-2727 (908 amino acids)
Source: RefSeq, a predicted model, not a curated record
AUGUAUAUAAAGUCCAUUCUAAUCGAUGGUUUCAAAUCUUAUGGCGGACAAAUAGAAGUUCAUGGUUUUGAUCCGGAGUUUACGGUUAUUACUGGCUUUGAAUGUAUAAAAAGCUCAGAUAUAUUAGAUUCCAUACGUUUUGUAUUGGACAUUAUGAAUCUGGGGCAAACGACGAGCACUUCGUUGAAACAUUUAAUUUAUCAAAAUGGUCAAGCAGAUAUAACCAAAACCACAGUAACUUUGAUAUUUGACAAUACAAAUCCAAGCCAAUGUCCAGUAGGUUAUGAAAAGUGUCGGGAAAUAUCAGUACGACGUGAAUUUUCGUUAGACGGUAAAGAUAAAUAUUUGAUUAAUGGCAGAACGGUGCAUCGUAAGAGAUUAGCGAAAUUUUUCACAUCAAUACGCUUGAACAUUGAAAAUCCGAACUUCCUAAUAAGAAACGAGUGCAUAACAAAAGUACUAAAUAAAAAGCCAACAGAGAUUUUAGCAAUAAUUGAAACAGCUGCCGGUAUAAAUAUAUUAGAAACUAAGCGGGAGACGGCAACAAAGCUCAUUGAAAAGAAAGACGCGAAAAUCCUUGAAAUUAAUACCCUUUUACGUAAUGAAAUUGAACCUAAACUGGAGAAUUUAAGACGUGAAAAAUCGGCUUACAUGGAAUUCCAAAAAAUUUGUCGUGAUAUUGAAUGUUUAACACGAAUUCAUAUAUCAUUUUCUUAUUUAAAAUAUAAAGAAGCUUUAAAGUCGACUGAGGUCAAUAGGGAAAAAUUAAGCGCCGAAAUUGAUGCUGCUAGACAACGUAUAGCUGAAAAUGAGAAAGAACGUAAAGAGAUUAAAGAGAAUUUUAAAGAAUUGAAAAAAAUAAUUGACCAAACUAAAGGAGAAGAGAUGAAGGAAAUCAAAGUUAAGCUGGAAUGCGAGUUAGGGAAUAAGGGAAUUGUCGAAGGCAAUUUGAAAACAAAUCAAAAUAUUAUUGAUCAAGAAGAAAAGAAACUGAAAAGCAUAGUGAAAAUGAUGGAAGAUGAUGAAAAAUCGCUUCAAUUGAAGGGGAAAGAAAUGAAUAAACUUAAGAAAAUAUUUCAGAAUUUAAAGAAGAUCGAUUCAGCGGAUACCUUAGCUUAUGAGGAUGCUCGAAAGAAAUACGAAAUAGUUAUGCGGGAAAUUUCAACUAAUCAAGAUGGAUGUUCACUGCAAGAUCAGGCGAAAACGGAGAUAACGAUAAUGUCUCAAAUGAAAAUCAAAGAUAUCGAUGACAAUUUACCGGACGUCAAGAGCGAAUUGAAAAAAGCCGCCGAAGCUAUGAAAAAGGCUAACUUGAAAGCUAAGAAAUCGCGUAACAACUGGAAGAAACAUAAACAGGAAUGCAAUAUUCUGUCUAUUGAAAUUAAAUCCUUACAAAGAGAUAUUACUCAUGCAAAAGAGCAACGUUCCAGUUUAGAGAGUAAACUCGCGAAACUAAAAGCAGAGCAACAGGAUUUACGUAAUAAGAACGCAACUGCUACAGCAAAGAUAACUGAAUUGCGGCGUAAGGUAAAUGAACAAAAGGACAAAAUCUAUUCUCAAAAUAAAGAACUUAGGUGUGUAUAUAACAAACUCAAACAGGUGGAAGAACGGCAUAAAGAAUUGCACUUAGAAAUCAAAGGAAAAGAAUCCGAACCUUAUAAGGUGGGCUCGGACAGUAAAGAUUUACUUCAAAAGAUGAAGAAUCUUUCAACAAAAUAUCCCUGGAUUAAUGAAGAUGAAGAAUACUUUGGCAUGAGAAACUCCCGUUAUGAUUAUUGCAAGGAAGAUCCUAUAGAAGCUGCACAUAAAUUGAUUGCUAUGAAUGAGCAAAAAGAUCAAAUGGAACAUAGCAUUAACCCGAGAGCUACAAUACUCUUGGCACGCGAGGGCAGAAACUAUCAGAAAUUUAUAAGACGCCAGAAGAUAAUUGAACAAGAUAUAAGUAAAAUGAAGAAUGUUAUUUGUAAAAUGGAUGAAAGUAAGCGAGAGAAAGUUGAAAAAGCUUGGAUGGUUAUGGAUGGAAAUUUGAAUAAUAUUUUUAGCACCCUUUUGCAGGGCGCACAGGCGCGUCUAAAUCCCGUUAAAGAUAAUGAUCAAUUAACCGGGCUAGAAAUUAAAGUUGGCUUCAACGGUAUAUGGAAAGAAUCACUUGAUGAGCUUUCUGAUACUGAGCGGCCUUUAGUGGCUCUAUCCUUCUUAUUAGCACUAUUAAAAUUCUCCCCAACUCCAUUAUGCAUUCUUGAUGAAAUAAGUGCCGCCUUAGAUACGCAGAAUAUAAGCAAUAUUUUGAAGGCCCAUUUCACUUCAUCGCAAUUAAUCAUUUUUCCUCUAAAGCAAGGCAGUUCCAUCAAUCGUCGGACGCAGGGAGAAGUGUUCACAAACGCCAUUGAAUUGGCCGAAGAGGAAAUAGAAGAUAGUAGUGACAAUACUUUUGCCAGUGCCUUGUAUCGCAGUCCAACAGUGGAAAACACCGAUUUGAUUUCAGUCGAGGAUGAUACUCCUUUGCUUUCAUUUGAAGAUGAAUCACAGCCCAUUGAACAUUAUCCAAUCAACAAAAAGAAAAAUUCCGAAUCUGUAAAAUAUGUAGAUAAUUUUCUCGAGUCCUACAUAGCCGAAGAUUCAACAGAAGAGGCUAAAGAAGCCAAUGAAUUGCACACCAUGACAACAAAAACUUUAUCUGAAAAGAACUUAUUAACAAAGUCAGGAAAAGAUGCGGUGCGAACAUAA